AUAUUAAGGAGCACAAAUUCUGGUCAUUCCAAACAGAGGAUAGAUUCAAGGAAUAUGUAAUCUAUACAAUUUCUAAGCAUGCCACACCUUCACUUUCUUCAGGGCAGGGCCUAAUGUGAUUACUGAAAUUGGUGACAAGCAGUGGGAUACAUGAACACUAUCACAGCCUGAUAACCUUCACAUGGUUCCUUCAAAGUUAGUAUAGUAUAUAGAGUUUACACCUCAGUAGACUUGCAAAGGAAAUCAUGGCUGCACUACAGCGUGUUCUUCAGUUAAGGUUCAGAGGAAGACAAAGACAGAGACGACCACGAAGUAGAUUGGUGACAUUAAAUGCCUUCAUUAUACAGCAUCAAAACCCCUUGGAUAUGCUUGAUGACAUGGCUAUAAUCGGGAGAUACCGUCUGCCAAGGGAACAAAUAGCCCAACUGCUGAAUAGCAUCGAACCUCAGCUGAUGCGUGCCACCAGGAGAAAUUUUGCCUUGUCCCCUGAAGUCCAACUCUUAGCAGCAUUGAGAUUUUAUGCAACAGGCAGUUUUCUCCAGGUACUUGGUGAUAGGCUUGGAUUAAGUAAAGCAUCAGUGUCAAGAGCUGUUCAAGCGGUCACCAAUGCAUUACUUCCACUUGCUGUGGAACACAUUAAAUUUCCAUCAUUAAGACAGGACAUCACAGAAAUACAACAGUAUUUUGUAACACAUCAUCACAUCCCACAGGUCAUCGGAGUGAUCGAUGGUACCUUGAUCCUGAUCCUUACACCAUCUGCGGAUGGCCAUGUAUAUAUAUGCCGCAAAGGUUAUGCAGCUGUCAACUGCCAGGUGAUCUGUGACCAUAAGGGUUUGAUCACAGACAUUGUGGCAUGGUGGCCCGGAAGCACACACGACUCCUUCAUGUUCACCAAUUCAUCUGUGGGUCAGGAGGCACAAAACUCACAGGGACAGUGGAGGCUGCCUGGGGACAGUGGUUACCCACUGAGGCCAUAUCUCUUCACCCCUGUGGCUAAUCCUAUGAAUGACAGGGACACAGAUUUCAACGAAGCACACCGUGUUGCACAUAGUAUCGUGGAACGCACAAUAGGGAGGUGGAAGCUGCGCUUUCGGGCUAUUCACCAGUCCAGCGGUGGUCUUCUUUUUGCUCCACAAAAGUGCUGUGCAGUAAUAAUUGUUCAAUUCAAUUCAAAUUUAUUUGUAUAGCGCUUUUCACGAUACAUAUCAUUUCAAAGCAGCUUUACAGAAAAUGGAUGUCAAC
Megalobrama amblycephala (Wuchang bream) is the source of this 1242-nucleotide messenger RNA. Its product is annotated as putative nuclease HARBI1. The transcript has a single exon. Lineage: Eukaryota; Metazoa; Chordata; Actinopteri; Cypriniformes; Xenocyprididae. Bases 246 to 1187 code for a protein of 313 amino acids. The record is from RefSeq and is a predicted model, not a curated record.